Kuraishia capsulata CBS 1993 is the source of this 1680-nucleotide messenger RNA. RefSeq lists its product as uncharacterized. Gene Ontology annotation, cellular component: membrane. Lineage: Eukaryota; Fungi; Ascomycota; Pichiomycetes; Pichiales; Pichiaceae. Gene Ontology annotation, biological process: transmembrane transport; carbohydrate transport. The transcript has a single exon. The record is from RefSeq and is a predicted model, not a curated record. Gene Ontology annotation, molecular function: carbohydrate:proton symporter activity. Bases 1 to 1680 code for a protein of 559 amino acids.
AUGGCUACUACUGAGGCCAUGAAGAACGAAAGUCCUGCCGAGGACACUACCGUCCAGCAAACCGAGGAGCACCAGCUUGCAUCCGUCAAGUCUUUCGAUUUUGAUCAACUAGAAGCUGCUGCUCAUGCGCAACAAAAAAUCGAACACGAACUCACGAGAUGGCAAGCAAUCAAGGCUUAUCCAAAGGCAUCAGCUUGGAUUCUGUUUAUGGUUUGGCUGAUGAUAUUGGUGGGUUACGAAGGCCAAGCCGGAAGUAUUGUGGUCUCCAUCCCGCAAUUCAGACAAGACUUUGGACACUGGUAUGAAGACCAAUAUGUUUUGGAGACGAAAUGGCAAUCCGCUAUCUCUGGUGCUCCACUUGCGGCUAUUGCGUUUUCAUCGAUGACAUCUUCAUGGUUCGCAGACAGAUUCGGAAGAAAAUGGAUCAUUGUUGCCGGUCUUGUCGUUUCCGUUCCUAGUAUCGCUAUUGAAUUCGUCGCGACUACAAUCAAUGUAUUUAUGGCCGGAAAAAUGGUCAACGCGUUGUGUUUGGGUAUUUUUUCUACAAUGGCAAUCAGUUAUGUAUCCGAAGUUUCGCCUUUGGCUUUGAGAGGUUUGGCUGCAGGUGCAUGUUCGCUCUCAUUGUGCAUAGGUCCCUUCAUCUGUUACCUUAUCAACAAUAAAACAGCAACUUACACAUCGAGGAUGGCAUACAGAGGAGUUUUCAUCCCACAGUGGGUAUUCUCAGUCUCAUGCCUUUUUUUUGCGCCAUUCAUGCCUGAGUCUCCUUACUACUUCAUUCGAAAAGACAGAAACGAGGAUGCCUUGAAGAGCUUGAAGAGAUUAUACACCCCAACUCAAGCAUACCAACAGUUUGCCAUCAUGAAGGUGACUUACGAGGAGCUCAAGCUGAUUACACAGUCAUCGACCUACCUUGACUGUUUCAAGAAGAAGGAUAUCAAGAGAACUUUCACAAUUUUGUUUGCGUUUUUUAUGCAACCAAUGUCGGGAGUUACCUUCAUUUCCUCGUAUUCUACCUACUACUUCCAGUAUGCAGGGUGGUCUACCCAACGUUCAUAUCAGUUGAGUUGUGGCGGUCAGGCGUUAUCGAUCACUGGUGUCAUUACGUCUUGGUUCAUCAUCGAUAGAUUUGGACGCAGACCAUUGAUGCUUUAUGGUAUCACUGCUUUGACUGUGUUGAAUUUGAUUGUUGCCUGUGCAGGCUUGAGCGAAAACAACUAUGGUGCUAUGGUAGCUGCAUCCGCAUUCAUGGUGAUGUACAACUUCUUUUAUAACCUCGGUAUAGGUCCCUUGCCAUAUAUCAUGGCCACAGAGGUGUCUUCUGUUAGUUUGAGAGCAAAGACUAUGGCGCUUGCUACCCUUACAAACUAUGCAUUCCAAUGCAUGUGGUCGUUUGUUUUGCCAUACAUGUUUAACGCAGACCAGGCUGAUAUGGGUUCCAAGAUCAACUUCAUUUUCACGGGUAUGUCAUUCUUGUCGAUUUUUGUGUUCUACUUCAUCCAACCGGAAACCGCUGGAAGGUCUUUUGAAGAGAUCGACGAGUUGUAUGAUAAAAACAUUCCCCUAAAGGAGUGGAAGUUAUACAAGACUCAGAAGCAACAAGAUAGCGACAGGUUCUAUGACGAUUUGAAGCAAGAAGUUUCUCACGUCGAGUAUAAUUCUGAGCCAGAAGUAGCUUGA